AGGGGUUAUGAUAAAAAAAAAAAAUCAACCAUGACCGAUGAGAUACAGGAAACCUAACCAGCCUCAAAUGCAACUGCUUCCUGUGCAAUUUAACCGUCUUGCCAGUGAACAAAUAUGUCGGACUGCCGGGUCUGAGAGUUAGCCACGUAAUGUUAACCCAUGCCCUACGUUUUAUGACUGUUUUUUAAACGCCUCACGCAUUUUGAUGUUAUGUUCUAACCAUAGCCAUCUGGAGAUCUGUUGCAGUUUGGUGACAAAUGGUGCUUUCAAUUGCGGAUGUUAUAGCUAGGGCGAUUCGCUAGCUUCGUUUGCUAUGUAGCCCAAUAACUGGGCGAGGUAGGGAGAGGGAGAUCCCUUUUUUCGAUUACCUGCUGAAUGUUGUGUCUUUUAUCAAUCACGUCGCACCUCUCUGCUAUGUAGCGUACGCAGAUGGUCAGCAUGAUCUCCACUCAUUGCAUAUUUCUUUGUUUUGUUCCGAAUGUCUUGGACAACUAGCAAAUGUUACAGCACGUUGUGAAGCCACAACUAAAUAGCAGUUCAUGUUUCGACAAGAAGUUGGCGUAUUGGCUUUCAUUCCGUCGUGUUCUGACCUUUUCCAAUACGAGAAGAGGAAUAUGUCUCGGUACAAUAUUUACAGUCUACUGGAUUGGGUGUACGGCGGCGUGGACCCAAAAUUUGAAGGGAAUGGAGGCCCAGAGUGUGCAGCUUUCAUCACGCGUCAACAACGUUUUAAUGAGAGCAUUGUCAUAGUUCUUUUAUCUAUUGCAGAGGUUGUUUUGGCUCUCAAAAAAAUUAACUUUUCUAAAGAACUCAGUGAAAUCAAACAUGGACGAAACAAUAAGGAAGACAGCCUGGGCAAGAACCUUCUCUUAGUUGCACUUUGCAUGACGUUUGGAGUGGAAGUUGGAUUUAAGUUUGCAACCAAGACGGUCAUAUACCUGCUAAAUCCUUGCCACGUUGUCACCAUGGUGCAGAUCUUCCUCCUAGCCUGUCCACCUUGUAAAACAGCUAUGAUCAUUUUCAGGCUACAGGUCCACAUGCUAAAUGGAGCGCUGCUGGCCCUUGUUUUUCCGGUGGUUAACACCAGGCUGUUACCUUUUGAAAAGGAGGUUUACUACAUUCAGCACUCCAUGCUUUACUUGGUACCCAUUUAUCUCUUCAGGAAAGGGGGUGUGUAUACACCUGAACCUCUUGGAGAUAUGUGGUGGGCUCUUCUAUCAACGGGCAUCUUGUUCCUUUACCACUUUCUGUUUCUACAAGGCCUUGGAAUGAUGACCGAAGUCAACUUGAACAACAUGCUGUGCCCAGCUGUAUCCGAUCCUUUCUACGGCCAGUGGUACAGAGUAUGGGCCACCGGCCAUCAGACCCUUCUAACUUUGGCUCACGGCAAGGUGCUCACACUGUUUGCUCAACAUACAAUCCCAAUGUGCCGCUACUUCAUGGAUACUACCUGCCUUCGAAGCAAGAAGGUUGAUUGAGCGGUGUUUCUGUUGUUGUCAGCACAUGUUCUUCGUACCCAGACCAUGUAAUCUAUCAUUUAAUCCUUAGUCUGAAUAUAUUCCUAGAUGUCCUCAUAUCAGUUAUAAUGGAUAGUUCAUCCUUGUAUGUUUGUGUGUGUGUGUGUGUGUGUGUGUGUGUGCACCACUAAUGAUGCAAAGCUUGCCAAAUAAAUGUUGUCUUUCAGGCAUAUUUUUUCAUGCAUACAUUUGAAGUUUGACUUUCGUGAACACUCAUGUUCUCUUACCCUAAUGAUGCCUUUAUUAAGUGUAGUCAUGGUAUAGCUAUCAGAGGUUUAUCCAGUGGCUUCCUUAUGUUCACUGGUCAUGGCUACAAUCAUAAGUGUUAAGUUUUCUUUUUAUUUAGUGUACAGUUGUUACUUUCAGCAAUGUUUUGAAAACAAAAAUGUUUAUCUGUUUUACAUUGCACAUAACAAGCACCCUACAGAAAUUGUGGUAAAGGUAAAAGUAAGUUUCAAAUUUUAUAAUAUUUUAUAUUUUUAUUUCAUGACAAGUGUCAAAUAUGUUGGACUUACUGGGUUCUUUAAAGUGAGACCUGGAUGCUAUUGUGAAUGUCAUAAGCAUGUUCACCUUGAGCAGCCUAUACCACAAACUGUACUACCUACUGAUGAGUGCAUCAGUUAAUCAGAGUGCUGAUUAAAAUUCUCACCUACCAUCAUCACCAUGAAACCAUAACCAUGGCCAGUGAAAAAAAUAAAGUUUUUUUAAAGAGUUUAAUUUGGUGUUUUUCUCUAUGUGUUUAAUAAAUUCUGUUAGUUAGUCUUCGGACCAAAGGCAUUGUGCCCGUUAAAGUUAGCUGGUCACUCAGCCACUCACUCACACAGUUUUAAUAUCUUGACUAUCUAAAAUGCUGUUUUGAUUAUUGUAUUACUGUUAUUUCUGUAAUGUGUUGUUGUUAUAUACCAUGAGUCUAACAUAACCAUCCACAAAAUUUUUAGGUCAACUAAUUGACUGGUUGCGCUUCCCUGUUAACAAGUAUCAGCAUGCUGGUUAUGUCUGUAUGUAAACACUGCCGCUGACUUCAGCUGCGAAAAGAACGUUCUGGAAGACCUGUUUUGGCUGCUUGAACCUAGGAGCAGCUAGGAGGUAUUUCAGGCACUCGCUGGAAUGUUCAGUUAUAGGUCAUUACAGCAUCUGGUAACUGCCUUGGAAAGUAUAGCAUGUAUAUUGCUACUAUUGCGACUAGGGUUGGGUAUCAUUUGGGUUUUAUACGAUACUGGUGCUGAAUUGAUACUUUUAAAACGCAUAAAAGCAUAUGACCGGUCAAAUUGGUGUUUUUAAAAAGGAGGGAUCAUGGAGAAUAAGAAAAAAAGUAUAUUAAAAAAUCUUUGUACAUUUCCACAAGGUGGUAGAGUGCUCUGAAAAUGAGAUCCAAAAUGACUUGUGAGGUCUACUGUUUAGACCCUGAAGGAAUUUGUUUUCUCUUCAUUGCUUUUUGUGUUUCUACUUAUCUAUUCCAAUAAGGAAAAUAAAUCAAGAGUCUAUGUUGAGUACAAAUAUGUCUUCUAAUGGCCUAAACAGAGCCCAGACAAAAACUACAAUAACAUUUUGAUCAACUUUGAGGGACAGCUAUGACCAUGCAGGAUCAUCCAGACCAAACAAGACGAUUUUGCUACAUACUACUCCUAUUUAUGUACUCAUGUACAAAUAACUAUUCCUAUUUAUGUACCAGCAUGUACAAUUUGAGCCUCCUACAUGGUUUAGUUGUUGCACUAUGGGCUUGUGAACUUUGGCAAAAAAAAGAGGCCGCACAAAAUCGACACCCCUCUCCUCCCAUACUGGCUGUAUCUUGGAAAAUAUUGAUCUUACAUAGAAGUCAUUUUACAGUGUGUCUCCUGGGUAACAGGUACACCUGCUAAUUUUUUCAGAUUUUUUUGAGACCUAAGUGCGUGGGCCCUGGUCGAUUUCACGUGGAAUGACCCACGCGUAUGUUAUAACUGUCUGGAUGUGACGUUAGAGACGUAAGACGCAACGUUACUCAGCGGGACAAAUGUUUCAUGUGAAUCAUCAAUCAACUACAGUAACUACUUACUUAUUAAAACUAUAUUUUUGAAUGAGAGGGACAAUAUGGUGGCCAUCUUGGAUUUUCAAAGUGGAGACCUUUCAAUACUAAUUUCUAAAUCUCACUAUUGUGCCCAGCAGGAUCUAACAGGUUUAAGACCACAUUGUCAAGAUUGUCAAUAUCAGUGAAGGGCACUAUCUACACAAGGAAUUGUGAUUCACUGAAACAGAUUUACUUCUAAUGUAAAAAAAAAAACCACCUCACUUCCAACAUAUAGGCCUACUUCCCAUUGAAAAGCAUCCCAUGUAACUUAAUAGCAUCCUGUAGUGUAGCAUCGCCAUGUUCAUGCGACUAUCAAGAGCUGACAAGUGAUCCACACUAAUGAAAAUCUCACAAUUCAUUGUUUAUUUCUUUUUUUAUUGAAUAAAUGAGUUGAAAGGUAACAAUAGUAUUUAAAACUACAUCAUUGCCAUAGUCACAUACGCCCCAAUCCAAGCAUGAGAAUUCAUCCCCACCAAUGUUCCCCCCUCGUUUAGGAUCCGGUAUUUUGUUCCAUACUAUUACAUUAAAUGCCCAAUUCAACGGUCACCACACCAACAGCUGGGGAAGGGGAGGAUAAUCAACAGGUCAUUUUUCAUCCAUUACUAACAGCUCAGAGAGAAAAAACCAAAAAGAAAACUAUGGGUAUACAAGGCCUAUGCCUGACAACCCCAAUUCAAGCAAUCCAUUUAGUACAUGGAGCAUUCCAUAGUCAGCAUUUCUACGUUGCAGAAAAUAGAAAACCACUAAAAUAAUUUAGAAACUAGAUCCAAAAUAUUUUCAAAAAGUUUUUUUUAUGAUGUAUAAAACAGUCAUGUUGUCUUUUUUCCUCCUUUUUACAGUGUUGUUUUCUACAAAUUGUUUUCAUUAAACAUGUUACUGUUCAUAUUCAUUGUGUCAUUAUCAGUCAUUUCUACUAUUCUACUACUGUUCAUCUAUCAGUGCGAUUGUAUACUGGUGCAGCUACUGGGUCCAGAGUAAAGAAAAGAGGCUUUUUAUUUUGAUGGCAUUAAAAAAUAAAGAUUAAUGUUUCUUUUGUAUAAAGUAUAACUGCUGGUCUUUAGGAAAACACAUUAAGAAAAAAAAAAAACAUAAUUCUAAGAGGCACGCUAUGGGGUAUUUAAACACAAAAAUAAACAAAAACACUGAAAAAGCAUUACAUUUGACCGUAUGUCUGGUCAAGGUACUUCCAGAUAACAAUAUUUUAUUUAACAGAGUUUGCAAACUGAAAAAGAAAAAGAAAUAAGAUGAAAAUAAAGACAAAAAAAAAAAAAAAAAAA
This is a messenger RNA of Sardina pilchardus (European sardine), 4838 nucleotides long. Its product is annotated as transmembrane protein 164. Bases 540 to 1478 code for a protein of 312 amino acids. The record is from RefSeq and is a predicted model, not a curated record. Lineage: Eukaryota; Metazoa; Chordata; Actinopteri; Clupeiformes; Clupeidae. The transcript is spliced from 6 exons.